AUGCGGAAAUUCUUCCAAGACAUCAAAGCGGAUAUUAAAUUCAAAACAGCGGGGCCGGGCCAGAAGCUGGCGGAGCCGCCCAGGGAAAGGGCCCCCAAAGAAAAGCCAAAAGCGGCCACCCCAAAGUCUCGCCAAGGGCCCACAGAUGAGGCCCAGAUGGCAGCAGCUGCAGCCUUGGCUCGGCUGGAGCAGAAGCCCAAGCCUUGGCUCCCUUCAUCCCAAGAUGCCAUCAAGAGUCAGGUGAAAAAGGAGCUUAUGGCUGAAGCAGCAGCAAGUGAGAGAGGACUCUCCACGGAUCACACGGGUUCUGUGUCUGCGGUUGAGGAAGAAACAGCUGGACUGUCAGUGUCAGGGGUCUAUUUCACUUGCCCACUAACUGGGGCCACUGUAAGGAAAGACCAGAAGGAAGCACACCUAAAAGAGGCCAUCCUCUUGCAUUUCUCUAGAGACCCAGUGGCUGCCUCGAUCAUGGAGAUUCAGACCUUCAACAGGGACCGAGAGAAAGUGAAACUUGGUGUUGAGACCAUUGCCAAAUAUCUGGAUAAUAUCCACCUCCAUCCAGAGGAGGAGAAGUACCGGAAAAUCAAACUGCAGAAUAAAGUGUUUCAGGAAAGGAUAAACUGUCUAGAAGGGACACACGAGUUUUUCCAGGCCAUUGGGUUUGAGAAGGAAAUGCUGCCUGUUCCAGGACAAGAGAGCACAGAAGAGUACUAUGUGCUGAAGGAGGAGGUGUUGACUAAGCUGGAGGACCUCAAGGACUAUAAGGAGCAGCUGUUGAGCUCUGAGCCGGUGAAGGCCCAGUUGGAUCGCCAGCUCUGCGUAUUCAAACCCUCCCCGCAAGCUGCCCAGUUUGAGCUGCCCCAUGACUUCUACAACCUCACGGCAGAGGAGCUAAAACGGGAACAGCGGCUCCGGACGGAAGCAGUGGAGAAGGCCUCUAUGCUGAGGACAAAGGCUAUGCGGGAGAGAGAAGAACAAAGGGAAAUGCGGAAAUAUAACUACACGCUGCUACGAGUCCGUUUUCCUGAUGGAUACAUUCUGCAAGGGACAUUCUAUGCCCGGGAGCCAGUAUCUGUGCUCUACAGGUUUGUGAGAGAAGCACUGAAGGAUGAUUGGAUGCCCUUUGAGCUAGUUGCACCUGGAGGUCUUAAACUGACUGAAGAGAACGUGGCAUUCAAUGAGUGUGGGCUGGUGCCGUCUGCUCUCCUGACAUUUGCAUGGGAUGCAGCGGUCAUGGCAGACAUAAAAGCUUCAGGAGAAGAGCAGAAAGGAAGCCCCUUGAAACCAGAACUCCUUUCUGCUGUCCAGAUAUUGUCAUGAAAUAAACAGGAUUGGAUUCAG
This is a messenger RNA of Emys orbicularis (European pond turtle), 1341 nucleotides long. RefSeq names its product UBX domain protein 6 (gene UBXN6). Lineage: Eukaryota; Metazoa; Chordata; Testudines; Emydidae. Gene Ontology annotation, cellular component: cytoplasm. The record is from RefSeq and is a predicted model, not a curated record. Gene Ontology annotation, molecular function: protein binding. The coding region runs from base 1 to 1320 and encodes 439 amino acids. The transcript is spliced from 11 exons.